This is a messenger RNA of Exophiala bonariae, 804 nucleotides long. RefSeq lists its product as uncharacterized. The record is from RefSeq and is a predicted model, not a curated record. Gene Ontology annotation, cellular component: endomembrane system; SNARE complex; membrane. Gene Ontology annotation, molecular function: SNAP receptor activity; SNARE binding. Bases 1 to 804 code for a protein of 267 amino acids. Gene Ontology annotation, biological process: vesicle fusion; Golgi to vacuole transport; intracellular protein transport. NCBI's taxonomy places the organism in Eukaryota, Fungi, Ascomycota, Eurotiomycetes, Chaetothyriales, Herpotrichiellaceae. The transcript has 2 exons.
AUGUCCUUCGACAGACUUUCCUCCUUAGAGUCACAACCCACCACAACCCGGCGGCAAGAUGAUCCCCAAUACAGAGACGACCCCGAGUUCCAGAGAUUCACAGAAUCACUAUCUACAAAGCUAUUUGAAUUAGUCUCGAAUAUCUCCAAGUUAUCAAACGACAUCGGUCGUCUUGGUACAAAGCGCGAUACCCAAAGAGGAAGAGAGCGGGUUCAUGAUCUACUGGAAGAAACAAGAGAUGGAUUCAAAGAGGUUGGCGAAGGUAUCAAGAGAGCUCAGACCUGGGACAAUCUCAAUCCUGCACAAAGAUAUACAAAUCAAAAACUCUCCCGGGAAUUCGCCUCCGCUCUGUCAGAAUUCCAGGUUGUGCAGAGGCGAGCUGUGGAGAAGGAAAGAGCGUCCAAGGCUGCCCUAGAAGAUGCAUCCUCUGCUCAAUCACCCACAGGAGAAGGGCAACAACAACUUCAAUCUCUGGAGGAGCCAAGACUAGCCCAACAAUCCGAGGUUGACUAUCAGGAGAAUCUGAUCAUUGAACGAGAAGGAGAGAUCCGACAGAUUGAGCAAUCAGUGGGUGAGCUCAAUGAGCUCUUCCGAGAUGUUGCGCACAUCGUUCGUGAGCAGGGCGAUAUGAUAGAUGCCAUUGAUGUGAAUGUGGAAAACACUUUGACAGAUACACGGGGAGCCGAUAUCGAGCUGAGGAGUGCAAGCCGAUAUCAGAAAGCUGCACGAAACAAGGCUUGCUGCCUAUUGCUGAUUCUUGCUAUCGUCUUGUUGAUUAUCAUUCUGGCAGUGGUGCUGGGGUGA